This is a messenger RNA of Perkinsus marinus ATCC 50983, 3436 nucleotides long. RefSeq names its product NAD-specific glutamate dehydrogenase, putative. The transcript has a single exon. The record is from RefSeq and is a predicted model, not a curated record. The coding region runs from base 5 to 3436 and encodes 1143 amino acids. Gene Ontology annotation, biological process: L-glutamate catabolic process. NCBI's taxonomy places the organism in Eukaryota, Perkinsozoa, Perkinsida, Perkinsidae. Gene Ontology annotation, cellular component: mitochondrion. Gene Ontology annotation, molecular function: L-glutamate dehydrogenase (NAD+) activity; protein binding.
AUAAAUGUUUGCAUCAAUAUUUAGUCAUACCCCUGCUGCUAAGAGUGCAACCAAGGACACCAACGCUAUUGCUUCUCUAUUGGAGGCUGCUUAUGAUGGUGACGUUGAGCGUAUGAAGGAGUUGUUAUCUCAGCAUUCGGACCUCACUGUGAACACUUCUGAUUACGACAAGCGUACUCCCUUACAUUUGGCUGCUGCUGGUGGUCAUAUUGAUGCUGUUAAGUAUCUCAUCUCGGAGGGUGCUCAGUUGAAGCCUGAUCGUUUUGGUAUGCUCCCCAUUCAUGAUGCGGUUAUCAAUAAUCAUACUGGUAUUAAAGAUUUGCUCGCCGAACUCGAACUGAAGCCUGCUGAUGAUGAUAUGUGUUAUUUGCCUCCUGAGAAGCUUGCUGCCUUGAAGGAGCAGGUGAAGCAUUCGGACAUUUCUUUGUCCGCUGAGGAGUUGGAGACUAAAAUGAUUGAGGUUUUCUCCAUCAACAUGAAGGAGGGUAUAUUGGCUGCAGCUUCUCUAUGGAAAGAGAUCCAAUAUUACUUCCUGGAUCUCGGUCUCCAUCCCACUUACUUCAAGCACUUCACGAGUAAUGAGAUUGCCCGUCAUAUCCGUUGCCUCUUGGCCGCUACGAACGUUGCCCAAACUACUAGCUCCGAUUACAUCCACUUUGAAAUUGAGGAUGACGACUCUGCGUUCUAUCUCACCACGAUGGAAGCUGAGAAGGUUGCACUCAUGGAUGGUAGAAUCGCCAAGUACGUGUCCAAGUUUGGUGCUGCUGAUGGUUUCUCCAUCACCUUCAUGAAGUCCGAAAAAGCUGCCACGCCUGAGGGUAAACUCCAACUUGGCAUUUUCGUCGUUGAGAAGAGGAAGUACACCACUGCUGCUUCUGAGGAGAUGAUGGAUGAGAGUGAUCUCAAGCGUGUGGCUAAUACGAAGUUCUUGGAAGAGAGGAGUCCCGAAGUUCAGCAAUACUAUCAGUCUCUCAUCAAUGAGGUUAUGUCUACUCGUAACUCUGUGGUGAAGGUUUUGGAUCCCCCAGCUCAUAUGGUCCAAAAGACCGGAGCCAAGAUGCUGCAAUUGGCUGCUUAUGGUGAUGUUGAGCAUUCCGGGAAUGCGUACAUCUCAGAAGUUAAUGAGUGCUUCCGUUCCAACGAUAUCACUCCUAAGAGGUUUUAUGUCGACACCUUCGCCAAUGGUAUCAUCGUCUACACCUGCUUCUUUGAUCCUUGUGCUCAGAAGAAACUCGAGCAGCUUGCUCAAACUCUUCGUUAUGUUUGCCAUUUCAAGCACACUCCGAGGAAGUCCGCAUUGGUUUGGGAUCUUGUAUUGGAGAAUAAGAUAACUCCCGAGCAUGCUAUCUUCCUCAUUACUGCGGCCAAGUUCAUCUUCUCCUUCUUCCCCAAGGAGACUCAGGAGUAUCUUACUUUGGCUGAGUACUUCAAGAAUGAUCCUUCCAAGAAGAGUGAAUUGGAUACUUUAUUCCGGAACACUAUGUCCAAUGCUAUCACUUACGAAAGGAUCUAUGCGGCUCUUACUUCCAACUAUACCCUCACUCUACCUAUGUUCGACGACUUCAAGAAGGUUGCUGCUGGUGAAUGCAAGCCCUUCUAUAAUGAGGAAUUGGCCGCAAAGAUUGAUGACCAAGUUGGAUCCCUUCUCGAUGCGAAGAUCUUGAAGACUCUCUUGAAGCUCAAUGCUCAUCUACAGAUGACCAACUUCUUCAAGCCUACUGGAACAGCUUCUGCAAUCGCAAUGAGGUUCGACGGCGAGGUCUUGGCUGAUCGUCCGAGGACCCUCUUCCCCACCAUCCCUUAUGCCGUCUACCUUGUCGUUGGCAAGAGCUUCUAUGGUUUCCACAUUCGAUUCACUGAGAUUGCUCGUGGUGGUAUCAGACUUAUUCUAUCAAGGGACGGACGGGUGUACAAGAAGAACUGUGCUACUUUGUUGGAGGAGAACUACAACUUGGCCUUCACUCAGCAGUUGAAGAACAAGGAUAUCCCCGAGGGUGGAUCGAAGGGUACCAUUCUCAUGGAUGUAGACUCUCAGAAUUUGAACACCAGUGGCCGCGAGGCUUUCAAUAAUUACGUCGAUGCCCUUCUCGAUUGCAUCCUCUCCAAGGAGACCGGUAUUUACUCCAAUCUGUCCAAGCCUGAGAUGCUAUUCUUUGGCCCUGAUGAGAACACUGCUGGAUUCAUGAAGUUGGGUGCUCUGAGAGCGAAGGCUCGUGGUUACACAUAUUGGAAGUCUUUGACUACCGGCAAGUCUGACGUUCUCGGUGGUAUCCCUCAUGAUAAGUACGCCAUGACUACCAACUCCAUCCAUCCUUACGUUACCGAGCUUCUGGAGAAGUUGGGUUUGGAGGAGUCUAAGCUUACUAAGGUCAUGUCCGGUGGCCCCGAUGGUGAUCUUGGCUCUAACGAGAUUUUCAUCUCUAAGGAUAAGACGAUUGCUAUUUGUGAUGGUACCGGAGUGGCUUAUGAUCCUCAAGGAUUGAAUAGAGAGGAGCUCACUCGUCUUGCUCAUCUCAGAGUUGGUGUUGCUAACUUCUCUCGGGAUAAGUUGUCAAGUGAUCCGAAGGCAUUCUUGGUUACCAUUGACGAUAAGGAUGUAACUCUUCCUAAUGGAGAUCAUUUCAAGACCGGUAUUGAAGUUCGUAAUCACUUCCCGGAGAUGGAGUACUUCUCUGCUGAUCUCUUCAUCCCUUGUGGUGGUCGUCCUGGUACUAUCAACAUUGGUAACGUUGAUAAGACUAUGUUUAAUCCUGAGACUAAGGAGCUCAAGUUCAAGUAUGUCGUGGAAGGUGCCAACUUGUACUUCACUGAUGAUGCUCGUAGAUAUCUCGAGGAUGCUGGUGUGCAACUAUUCAAGGAUGCUUCUACCAAUAAGGGUGGUGUUACUUCCAGUAGUAUGGAAGUGUUCGCCGCUCUUUGCAUGGAUAAGGCUGAUCAUGAUAAGUUCCUCUGUGCUCGUGAUGAGACUUCUACACCUCCCGAGUUCUAUGAACAAUAUGUCCAAGAGAUCCUCGCCGCCGUCCGCCAUAACGCCAAGAUGGAGUUCAACGGCAUUUGGAAGACUAACCAUGAGGUGAAGUAUCCUGAUGGAUCGAGGUACAUCCGCAAGACUGAUGCUACCAUCUUAUUAUCGAGAAAGAUCAACGACAUGCAGACCUACGUCCUCGGUGUACUCGAGAAGCACGAUCCUGAGAAUGAUUGGAUGAUUCGUGCUGUCCUCAGACGUUGUGUUCCUAGAUUGCUCCUUGUUCAUUGUGGUUUGGAUAAGAUCAUCGAGAACACUCCUGAGGCUUACCUCAAUGCUAUGGUAGCUACUUGGAUUGCUGACGAGUUUGUCUAUGCUAACGGGCUCAAGACUAGUGAGUUCGGUUUCUUCCAAUUUAUGCGUUCCCUCCAAGAUGAGUCCAAGGGUGAAGUUACUCCCUCAACCAUGUGA